GAAGCAACUCCGCAAAAGAAGAAUCUCCAGUUUCAAUAUGGAUUCAAACGACACCGAAGACAACAUGAACAACGAUGGGGACAUCUCAUCUGUUAUGGGAUUCUCUGGUUUUGGAAAGAAGGCCCGCACGUUUGACCUGGACGCCAUUUUUGAACAGACCCGGCGAACGGCCGUCCAGAGGAGUCGCCAAGUGUUAGACGACAGGGAGAAGGAAAUGGAGACACAAGAGAAAAGCUCAACAUCAGUCCACGUGCAGAAAAAUGAAGUAAAGGCAGCAGCCACUUCCAGAAAACAGGACAUGGACAGCAGUUCAGACUCAGAACCUAUCGGCCCUCCACACCCCCAAAAAGACGAGGAUGAUGAAGUGGGACCCCCACUUCCUCCAGGUUACAGAGAUGGUGCCUCUAAAAGCGACAGUGACGACGAAGAUGAGGAGCAAGAUGAUGAUGAUGACGACGACGACGACGAUGACGAUGAUGACGAUGAUGAUAAUCCUCUCAAGAAGAUCCCGGACACUCACGAGAUCACCCUGCAGCACGGCACCAAGACGGUGUCCGCUAUGGCUUUGGACCCGUCGGGCGCCCGCCUGGUGACGGGCGGUUACGACUUUGAUGUGCGCUUCUGGGAUUUUGCUGGCAUGGACCGGGCUCUGCAGGCCUUCCGUUCCCUGCAGCCAUGUGACUGUCAUCAGAUCCGAGCGUUGCAGUACAGCAUCACCGGGGACCGCAUCCUGGUGGUGUCGGGAAACGCACAGGCCAAAGUCUUGGACCGUGACGGCUUCAAUGUGAUGGAGUGCAUCAAGGGAGACCAGUACAUCGUCGAUAUGGUCAACACCAAGGGCCACACGGCGAUGCUCAACGACGGCAGCUGGCAUCCCAAAAUAAAAGAGGAAUUCAUGACAUGCUCCAAUGACGGCACCGUGCGAACGUGGGAUGUAACGUCGGAAAAGAAUCACAAGUCCGUGUUCAAACCUCGCUCAGCCCAAGGGAAGAAGGUCACCCCCACGUGCUGCACCUACAGCCGUGACGGAAAGCUCAUAGCGGCCGGCUGCCAGGACGGAACCAUUCAGAUCUGGGACAGAAACCUCAGUGUGCACACCAAGUUCCACUGUCGACAAGCCCACACCCCAGGAUCCGACAUCUCCCGCAUUGCCUUCUCCUACGACGGAACUGUUCUCGCAUCACGUGGAGGCGAUGACACACUGAAAAUUUGGGAUAUUCGCAACUUCAAGAAGCCAUUACACAUGGCCACCGGCCUGACUAACUACUUUGCGAUGACCGACUGCUGUUUUAGCCCAGACGACCAGCUCGUCGUAACUGGGACCUCAGUGAAGAAAGACGAGGGCAGCGGGAAGCUGGUCUUCUUUGACCGAGCCACCUUUCAACGGGUCUACGAGAUAGAGGUCACCAAUGCGAGUGCAGUGCGCUGCCUGUGGCACCCCAAGCUCAACCAGAUCAUGGUGGGAACCGGAAACGGGCUGGCCAAGGUCUACUAUGACCCCAUUAAGAGCCACAGGGGAGCUAAGCUCUGCGUGGUGAAGAGCAACAUCAAACAGAAGCACGCCGAGGCGUUAACCCAGGAGUACGUUAUCACACCGCACGCCUUGCCCAUGUUCAGAGAACCCCGGCAGAGGAGCACUCGCAAACAGCUGGAGAAGGACCGACUGGACCCCAAGAAGUCCCGCAAACCCGAGCCUCCCGUGUCUGGACCGGGCCGAGGGGGCAGAGUGGCGGCUCACGGCGGCACCCUGUCGUCGUUCAUCGUAAAGAAUAUCGCCUUGGAUAAGACGGACGACAGCAACGCUCGCGAAGCCAUCUUGCGUCACGCCAAGGAAGCGUCUGAGAACCCGUACUGGGUGGCCCCAGCCUACAAGAAGACGCAACCCAAUCCUGUGUUUGCAGAGGACUCAGAGGAGGAUGAGGAAGCCGAAAAGGAACCAGAAUGGAAGAAGCGUAAAAUCUGAAGAUAUAAGAGCUUCUUACAUUCAGACUCGAAAGCGGACUCGAGGUUGCUUUACCUACAACACUUACUCAAGGUCCAGAACGGAGGUACCGUCUGGGGUGUGCUUGUAGUUGGCAAUCGUGGUCUCAGUGUAAGUAAAAUGCAAUUUUAUGCUUCGAAAAA
Molecule: messenger RNA, 2124 nt
Organism: Syngnathus acus (greater pipefish)
Lineage: Eukaryota; Metazoa; Chordata; Actinopteri; Syngnathiformes; Syngnathidae
Product: WD repeat-containing protein 70
Exons: 18
Coding region: 38-1963 (641 amino acids)
Biological process (GO): regulation of DNA double-strand break processing
Cellular component (GO): nucleus; site of double-strand break
Molecular function (GO): protein binding
Source: RefSeq, a predicted model, not a curated record